ACUUUGUAUAAAAUAUUGUAUGCUUAGGACGCUCACUCUUUAUAGCUCUCUCUUCCUCUCUCCCUCUCAGCACACCUUGGUGUCAUGAGCUACCACCUUCAUUGAUAAAAAACUCUAUUUUAAGAGUGAAAUCAUUGGAUCAAUAAGGCAAUAAGACAUUAGUUCCAAAAUCAAAAGUGUCUCAUCAUGAAUGUCAAUUAAUCUAAAUUACUCUUAUACAAAUGUGGAGAAACUCAUGCAUAGUCUCAUACGGAAAAGAAAGAAAGGAAGCAAAAAACCCUAAUCUCCCGAAUAGCGUUGGAUUGGAGCGUUUUCAGGGCAUCAAUGGAGUGAAGCAGAUCAAGAGGAGGAAGAGACGCAGAAAUGGGGUCUACUGAUAAAGAAUUGGAAGAGCAGCUUCUCGAAGCCGGUAACAAGCUCCUAGAUCCUCCCUCCUCAGCGGAGGAGCUCCUCCCACUCCUAGACCAAGUUGAGAGUUGCCUAUCAAGGGUUGAGCAGUCACCUAUCGACUCCAUGCAAAAUGCACUCUCUCCAUCAUUGAAAGCAUUGAUUGCAGACAAACUUUUAAGGCACUCAGAUGAUGAUGUCAAAGUUGCAGUAGCCUCUUGCAUCAGUGAAAUAACAAGAAUCACUGCACCUGAAGCUCCUUACGAUGAUGAUCAAAUGAAGGAGGUCUUUCAAUUAAUAGUAUCUUCGUUUGAAAAUCUACAUGAUAAGUUAAGCCAAUCAUAUGCAAAGAGGACCUCAAUUCUUGAAACUGUUGCAAAAGUCAGAUCAUGUGUGGUAAUGCUGGACCUUGAAUGUGAUGCCCUGAUUUUGGAGAUGUUUCAGCAUUUCUUUAAAGCUAUAAGUGAACAUCAUCCAGAAAAUGUGUUUUCAUCCAUGGAAACAAUUAUGACCCUUGUUCUAGAAGAAAGUGAAGAUAUAUCCUUAGACCUGCUGUCUCCACUCCUGGCCAGCAUUAAGAAAGACAAUGAGGAAGUUUUUCCGAUAGCCCAGAAAUUGGGGGAGAGAGUCCUUGAUAGUUGUGCAACCAAGCUUAAACCCUACUUGGUUCAAGCAGUGAAAUCCUUGGGUAUCUCUGUGGAUGAUUAUAGUACAGUACUUGCUUCAAUAUGCCAAGAAGAUACAUCUAAUGACUUGGAGAAAAAUGAUAUAUGUGUUACUAGUGAGCAUGUGGAAGACAAGAGUGGGUCAGCAAAACAAUCACCAGAGGAGUCAACACAUGUGGUUAAAAAGGAUUCAAGUGAAGUUACACCCUCUUUACCAGAAAAUACUGAUGUGAACAUAUCUCCAAAGUCAGUCAUGAGGAAUGGUGUUGCAUGUGUUGGAGAAGAUAAUGUUUUAGGUGAUUCCAAGUCCAUUAAAAAACAAGAGGAUGCUGAUUGUUCUAAUCACUCUGAAGGUUUGAAUAUAUCUGGUCAUGAGGUGCAUAAUGAUUUGGACACUGAAAAAUUUGACACUAGUAAACAAAAGCCAGAACAAGCUAUCAAGAGACGACGAAAGAAAUCAAGCUCUUCAACUAAAUCAGCUAAACCUUCCAAGAGUCAUGUUGCUGCUAACGAGAAGGAAACUAAGAAAUUGAUUGACUAUGAAAGCAACAGGAAGAAAGUUCCUAGUUCCUCUCAUGAGGACCAUUCUGUUGAAGAAGCAGGACCUCCAGAGAAUGACAAAGAAGUUGAUGCUAAGAUUUCAUCACCAAAGGCAUGCAAUGAUGAAUCUGAAGUUGUUGCUUCUCCACCAAGUGAUAGCUUCUCUGAUGAAAAUCAUUCAAAGAAACUUGGGCGAACAAAAAAGAAAGAUAGGGAUGCUGAGGGUGUUUCAAAGGUGUCUGGAGCUGCUAGUGAUUCAGAAGCCAAACCUGUCAGGUGGUCAGUGAAAAAGGCACUUGGUCAGAAGUCUGAUGUGAAAAAAACCAAUGUGGUGGAUUCAGUGACAAAAGGAAGUGGGGCAACAAAUGGUGCAGAUGCUAAAAAGCAUUCAGCAAAGAAAUUAGAUGAAAACAAAAAGGGUAGUGGUGGACCCUCUUCAAGGCAGAUGGAGGAGAAGAAAAAGGUUAGGCAGGGCAAAGCUAACUCUGAAACAGAUGUAGCAAAGUCAUCUGCUCUGGAUGUGGACAAGGAAAUGGUUUCUUCCCUGCGGUCUGGUACAAAGUCAACUAAAAAUGAAAAUUCUGAGGAGACUCCCAAGACAAAUGUGAAAAGGAAACACAGUUCAGGAAAAGAAAAUGAGUCUAAUGCGAAGGAAUAUGGUCAAAACCUUGUAGGUUUACGGGUCAAAGUUUGGUGGCCUGAUGAUCGUGAGUUUUACAAAGGUGUUAUUGAUUCUUUUGAUUCUGCCAAAAAGAAGCACAAGGUCUUGUAUGAUGAUGGUGAUGAAGAAACAUUAAAUCUUGUGAAGGAGAAAUGGAAGGUCAUUGAAGCUGAUGACUCAGAUGCAGAUGAGGAAGAACGAAGUGAUCGUGCAAGUCUUGAUGCUUCCACUGAUAUGCCACCAAAGAAGAAAGGGAAAAGAAGUGCUGGUGAGUCAACCAAGCAAGGAAAGAUGGAUGCUUCUUCCAGAAGCAGCGGAGCAGCAACAUCCAAUAGAUCAAAGGGUGCAUCCACGAAGUCUAGCCAGAAGUCCAAAGAUGGCAACAAAUCCAAAGAUUCCAAGACUAUUAGCAAACCUGAGGGUGAAGUUAGUAGAAAAUCCAAGGGUGGUAGUAGUAAAUCUACUGUUGCUGCUAAAAAAUUCAGUAAUAAAUCCAAAAUCACUGAUACUUCAAUUGAAUCAAAGGAUGAUGACACUGGCACGCCAAAACCCCCUGCCAAGUCUAAGCAUGAAACUCCAAAAAGUGGAAAAUCCAAGCAAGAAACCCUGAAGACUGCCCUUUCAAAAGUAAAACAUCUCAAAAGUGGUGGAAAGACUGAUGUUAAUGGUAAGAGCAAGGUGAAAUCUGGUUCAUCGAAGAGAAAAUAUUCUGAGAAUGAGAACUCAGAUGUUUGAGCAGGGGAGGUAGAAGAUGCCAAGGACAAGACUUCGUGUUCAUCAAAGUCACAAGGAAGUGGGUACUUAUUCUCGCUGUUUAUUCCUUACCUGUCUUGUGCUUACAGCAUUUAAUUUUUUCUUCCUUUCGCCAGAGUGAUCAAAUGAAUUUAGGCCGUGUAUCAGGCAGCUGUUCAUCAUUUGUGGUAAUUAUCUCGUUGUUGCUGGCAUUAUUUUCUCCAAUUGUUAGUUAGGCUAGUUUAGUUGUAGUAUGGGCUAAUAUCUCUAGUUACUUUUCAUUGUUUCUAAACUAGAUGAAUGUUAUUUGAAGGCAACGCCUGAAAAUAUUUGGCUGGCAAUCUUCAUUUAACGAAUGCAUUGGCACUCCCUGAUGCUGACAGGUUGACUAAUGACUACUUACUAUCUACCGAAUUAACGUUUUUGGAUUGCUUAGUGCUUUAGAUGUGGUUGUUGUUUUGUUGAGAAAUACGUACAGCACAAUUGAUGUAGUGGAAGCUAUUGAAGUUGGCCAGUUGGGGGGCCACUAAGUGGAAGGCAAUCUUUGUACGGUUUGUUUGGUUUCGAUUUGCAUGUUUGAGCGUUCAAUAUUAGCUAGUACAUAGAUAUCAACGCAAUAUUACUUCCUGAGAAUCUUUAGUGAGUUAA
Glycine soja is the source of this 3633-nucleotide messenger RNA. RefSeq lists its product as uncharacterized. The transcript has 16 exons. Gene Ontology annotation, cellular component: chromatin; nucleus. Gene Ontology annotation, biological process: DNA repair; mitotic sister chromatid cohesion. The record is from RefSeq and is a predicted model, not a curated record. Lineage: Eukaryota; Viridiplantae; Streptophyta; Magnoliopsida; Fabales; Fabaceae. Bases 364 to 2988 code for a protein of 874 amino acids.